Messenger RNA from Gopherus flavomarginatus (Mexican gopher tortoise), 3972 nucleotides. RefSeq names its product CLIP-associating protein 2-like. The record is from RefSeq and is a predicted model, not a curated record. The transcript has 29 exons. Gene Ontology annotation, cellular component: microtubule organizing center; mitotic spindle; spindle microtubule. NCBI's taxonomy places the organism in Eukaryota, Metazoa, Chordata, Testudines, Testudinidae. Gene Ontology annotation, molecular function: microtubule binding. Gene Ontology annotation, biological process: mitotic spindle assembly. Bases 1053 to 3953 code for a protein of 966 amino acids.
GUGCCGACAGCGGACACGCGGGCGGUCGGCGGCGCGGGGAGCGAACAGGGUUCGGUGUUGGGAGCCGCCGCAGUCGCAGGGGAGCGCGCCGGAGUGUCGCGCGCCCUGAGAGCCGCCCGGCAGCGCGGAGGAGACGGCGGCGGUGGCGGCGCGGGGAGGAGCGGGGCGGGGCCCGGAGAGUGAGUGACACCCCGAGGCGGGCGCCGGCUGAGCCGGGCUGGAGCUGGGCACGCAACUUCCACAGGACUGAGGAGCCGCCGCAGCCAGGAGACGCGACUGAGCGAGCCCGCGGGGUCCCGCGGCUGCCGCCCCGACCUCUUCAGGGAAGACCGGGCGGAGGAGGCGCCGGGGCCGCUGCGGAGCGAGUACGGAGCGGCUGAAGUUUAGACCUGCCGCGGGGCGGGGACGUGAAGCCGCAUCCAUCCCCCGGGCCAGGGAGCAUGAAAGUUCCGCUCCGGCCUCGCCGCUGCUUCCGGCUGCGUUUGGCGACAAGGCGCCACUGCCCACUGCGCUGAGAAGCGGCGGCGGUGGGUCCGUGCCGGGCCUGCGGGCUGGGAAGAGACGCCAGCAGCUCCACCGCUGGCCUCUGGGGAUCCCCUCAGAAAGUGCCUGUGGCUCUGACGCCCCCGGUUGGAAGUUCGCGAGGAACGAAACUUGAAAAUCGUGAAAAACACUGAAAACUGGAAUAAAAAAAAAAAGCUUCCCGAAAUCAGAGGAUCCUGCAAACACCCCUUCCCCGACUGCGUCACGAGCAGCCUCACAAGGGAAUCACUGGAGAUUUAAUUUUUUAAUGCAUUUGAAAGGAUUUUUGUUAGUGUGUUUCUUGGUUAAAGGCCUUGUAUUUCACCUUGCGGAGUUUGUUGGGGGAGAAGAACGGAGGGGAAAAACAUCUCCUUUCUGCUGGGUAGGGCUUGGAGGUGAAACGUUGGUGGCUACUUCUCCAGCUGGGCACUUCUCCCCACGCUACCCCUGACUUUGUAUGUGUGUGUUUUGUUUUUGGUAUUGAAGCAGUUUGAUUCUUUGCCUAAUAAACUUUUUCGUUCAAAUCCACAAUGGAGCCUGGCAAUAUGGACUAUUUCUGUGAUCAGGUGCAGCAGAAAGAUGUGAGUCGCAGAAUGCAAAUCGGCCAAGAGUUGCUGGAGUAUCUGGCUGAUCCAAGUAGAUCCACUGACCUCGAGCAGGAUCAACAGCGCCUCGAUAAAGUGAUUGACGAAUUAACAGGAUGGGUUAACUCUAGUAAUUUUAAGGUGGCGUUAGUUGGAUUAGAUGUCCUAGGUGCCUUUGUUGACAGACUAUCAGGACACUUUAAAUCCUAUGUACCAACUGUUCUUCUAGCAUUGAUUGAUCGAAUGGGAGAUGCCAAAGACCAAGUUCGAGAGCAAGCCCAGACUCUUAUAUUGAAAUUAAUGGACCAGGUUUCACCACCAAUGUGUAUUUGGGACCGUCUUGCUGUUGGUUUUAAACAUAAGAACUACCGAUCCCGAGAAGGAGUGUGUUUGUGUCUCGUUGCAACCUUAAAUAUUUAUGGUGCACAACCAUUAAUCCUCAGCAAGUUGGUACCACACUUAUGUAUCUUAUCUGGAGACUCCAAUAGUCAGGUGAGAGAUGCUGCAUUAUUGGCAAUUGUGGAGAUUUAUAGACAUGUAGGAGAGAAAGUAAGAGCUGACCUUAAUAAGAGGGGAAUUCCCUCUGCAAGGUUACAAACAAUAUUUGCAAAAUUUGAUGAAGUGAGAGACUCUGGAAAUAUGAUUUUAAGUAACAUCAGUGAUAAAAGCUUUGAUGAUGAGGAGUCAGUGGAUGGGAAUAGGCCAUCGUCAGCUGCCUCAGCUUUCAAGGUUCCUGCACCUAAAAAACUCGGGAAUCCUUCAAACAGUGCAAGAAAACCAGGUUCAGCUGGUGGGCCUAAGGUUGGAGGUGCAUCUAAAGAAGGAGGAGCUGGAGCUGUCGAUGAGGAUGAUUUCAUUAAGGCGUUUACAGAUGUUCCUUCUGUACAGAUCUAUUCUAGUCGAGAGCUUGAAGAAACAUUAAACAAAAUCAGGGAAAUUCUCUCAGAUGAUAAACAUGACUGGGAUCAGCGAGCCAGUGCGCUCAAGAAGGUUCGAUCGCUGCUUGUUGCUGGAGCUGCACAGUAUGACUGCUUUUUCCAGCAUCUACGGUUGUUGGAUGGAGCUUUUAAAUUAUCAGCUAAGGAUCUCAGAUCCCAGGUGGUUAGAGAAGCGUGCAUUACUGUAGCUCAUCUUUCAACAGUUUUGGGAAACAAGUUUGACCAUGGGGCUGAAGCCAUUGUGCCUACUCUUUUUAAUCUGGUCCCUAACAGCGCCAAAGUCAUGGCAACUUCUGGCUGUGCUGCAAUCAGAUUUGUCAUUCGUCAUACCCAUGUGCCCAGACUAAUACCUUUAAUAACAAGCAACUGUACUUCAAAAUCAGUUGCUGUCAGGAGACGCUCCUUUGAAUUUUUAGACCUGUUACUGCAGGAAUGGCAGACUCAUUCGUUGGAAAGGCAUGCAACUGUCUUGGUUGAAACCAUCAAGAAGGGCAUUCAUGAUGCUGAUGCUGAGGCAAGAGUGGAGGCAAGAAAGACUUACCUGGGUCUUAGAAGUCACUUUCCUGGAGAAGCAGAGGUCCUGUACAAUAACCUUGAGCCAUCCUAUCAAAGAAGUCUCCAGACUUACUUGAAGAAUUCUGGCAGUAUAGCAUCUCUCCCUCAGUCAGACAGGUCAUCUUCAAGUUCACAGGAGAGUCUCAAUCGUCCUUUAUCUUCUAAAUGGUCCACAGCCAGCCCAGCAAGUAUAGCUGGCAGAGUUUCAGGAAGUAGCAGCAAGACUGCUCCAAGUCCAGGAACACUGCAGAGGUCCCGCAGUGACAUUGAUGUUAAUGCUGCUGCAGGUGCAAAGGCACGGCAUGCUGCUGGACAGUCAACAGGAGCUGGGCGCUUGUCUGCUGCUGGUCUUCCUCCUGGAUCCUAUGCUUCACUAGAGGACACUUCUGACAAGAUGGAUGGAACAGCUUCUGAAGAUGGUCGUAUACGAACAAAGCUUUCAACACCGUCUGUUGGAAUUGGAAAUUCAAAGACAGAUUCUAGAGGACGUAGUCGAACGAAAGUUGUCUCUCAAUCUCAGCGUUCAUCAUCGCCAGACAAAAAUGAAGCUGGUAGUCGAUCUGGAUCUCCUGGAAGAGUUUUGACUACAACUGCACUUUCAACUAUGAACACAGGGGUUCAGAGAGUGUUAGUCAAUCCAGCAACAGCACAAAAACGGAGCAAGAUCCCACGAAGCCAAGGAUGCAGUAGAGAAGCAAGUCCUUCUAGAUUGUCAGUAGCACGAGGCAGCCGCAUUCCUCGACCUAGUGUGAGUCAGGGGUGCAGUCGGGAGGCCAGCCGUGAAAGUAGCAGGGACACAAGCCCUGUCCGCUCUUUUCCACCCCUUGCUUCCAGGCAUCACUCCAGAUCUACUGGUGCUCUCUACACCCCAGAAGUAUAUGGGGCUACAGGUACAGGGUUUGGGAUCAGUCAGUCAAGUAGAUUGUCAUCAUCAGUUAGUGCUAUGAGAGUUCUGAACACAGGUUCUGAUGUAGAAGAAGCAGUAGCAGAUGCACUGCUCUUAGGAGACAUACGGACUAAGAAAAAGCCUGUACGAAGGAGGUACGAAUCGUAUGGAAUGUACUCUGAUGAUGAUGCCAACAGUGAUGCAUCCAGUGCCUGUUCAGAAAGAUCAUACAGCUCUCGCAAUGGCAGCAUACCUACAUAUAUGCGGCAGACAGAAGAUGUGGCAGAGGUCCUCAAUCGCUGUGCUAGCUCCAACUGGUCAGAAAGAAAAGAAGGUCUUCUAGGUCUACAGAAUUUAUUAAAAAAUCAGAGGACUUUAAGUCGCGUUGAAUUAAAAAGAUUGUGUGAAAUCUUCACAAGGAUGUUUGCUGACCCUCAUAGCAAGGUAUGUUUUAUUUUUCUCUGUUGAUAUUCCUUUGUUUACUUGU